AUGUCGACUUUUGGUGUUGGAAAUAUCUCCACUUUGAGCUAUAUAGCUAUUUUCAUUCGUGCGAUUGUGUGGCUAUCUAUGUGCUUCGGAAUAGUAUUUUGUGCUCGUGCUCUAAUACCUCAGCAGUGCGGGAAACUUACAAGCACUAAACUUCAAGACGCCAAUGAGUACCAUAUACUCCAAGGGUGGGACCAUACCAGAUUGGUUUCUUACAACAAGUCUUCCAAUUAUCGGGAGCCCGGCAAAAAAAUGCAACUACUCAGGUUUUAA
Pochonia chlamydosporia 170 is the source of this 270-nucleotide messenger RNA. RefSeq lists its product as hypothetical. The record is from RefSeq and is a predicted model, not a curated record. Lineage: Eukaryota; Fungi; Ascomycota; Sordariomycetes; Hypocreales; Clavicipitaceae. The transcript has a single exon. Bases 1 to 270 code for a protein of 89 amino acids.